Molecule: messenger RNA, 2235 nt
Organism: Penicillium alfredii
Lineage: Eukaryota; Fungi; Ascomycota; Eurotiomycetes; Eurotiales; Aspergillaceae
Product: ATP-dependent DNA helicase 2 subunit KU80
Exons: 10
Biological process (GO): double-strand break repair via nonhomologous end joining; telomere maintenance; cellular response to X-ray
Cellular component (GO): Ku70:Ku80 complex; nucleus
Molecular function (GO): telomeric repeat DNA binding; damaged DNA binding; double-stranded DNA binding
Source: RefSeq, a predicted model, not a curated record
AUGGCAAUAUCACGCGUCUGCCUGUCGGACGGUGCCAACUUCGACCUCGUCUUGUUCAAACCCCACGGAAACCUCGCUAUGGCUGAAAAGGAGGCGACUGUUUACAUUGUGGAUGUGGCAAGAUCCAUGGGUGAGUGCCGGAAUGGCCGCUCAAUCACGGAUCUUCAGUGGGCCAUGCAGUAUGUCUGGGACCGAAUCACCACAACAGUUGCAACGGGACGGAAAACUGCCACUGUGGGCGUGGUGGGACUCCGCACCGAUGGUACAUCGAAUGAGCUCGAGAGUGACCUCAACUUUUCGAACAUCUCGGUUCUUUUUGAGAUUGGACAGAUGCUCAUGCCGGAUAUUCGAAAGUUGCGAGAAUCAAUCAAACCCAGCCAGACGAAUAGAGGCGACGUCAUCUCGUCUAUUGUCAUUGCUAUUCAGAUGAUCAUCACCUACUGCAAGAAACUCAAAUACAAGCGCAAGAUCAUAUUGGUGACUAAUGGCACUGGGCUGGCGAACAACGAAGGCCUCGACCAGAUCCAGGAAAAGCUCAAGGAAGACAACAUUGAGCUGGUGGUUAUCGGAGCUGAUUUCGACGACCCCGAGUACGGAGUGAAAGAGGAGGACAAAGAUCCCAUCAAGGCUAGCAACGAAACCCUUCUCCGUGACUUUGUUGAGGGGUGCGAUGGUGUCUACGGAACCCUGGAGCAAGCCGUUGCAGAGCUGAAUAUUCCUCGUAUCAAAAUGACCAAGAGCCAGCCAUCUUUCAAAGGAUUUCUUCAACUCGGUAAUCCAAAUGAGUAUGAAACAGCCCUCCGCAUACCGGUCGAACGAUACUUCCGAACCUACGUUGCCAAGCCGCCGUCAGCAAGCUCGUUCGUCCUGCGCUCCGACACUGCACCGGGACAAGAAGAUUCUGGGACUUCAGCGACGGUGACGGCACCGGGAGAGUCUCAAGCACCUGGCGAAGGCGACACUCUUACCGUCGUACGAACAUCGCGAACUUAUCAGGUCAAGGACGAGUCUGCACCAGGAGGCAAGGUAGAUGUUGAACGAGAUGACCUCGCGAAAGGGUAUGAGUACGGACGGACAGCAGUGCACAUCAGUCAGACUGAUGAAAACAUCACCACCCUGGAGACAUUUGCGGGUCUAGAACUCGUUGGGUUUGUGCGGAGUGACAAAUAUGAUCGAUACCUGCACAUGUCCAACACCAAUCUGAUUAUCCCACAACGCGCCAACGACAAGGCCUCGCUGGCCUUGUCCUCUUUCAUCCACGCUUUAUUUGAAUUGGAGUCCUAUGCGGUCGCUCGAUUAGUGAUUAAAGAAGCCAAGCCCCCGCUAAUCGUGCUGCUGGCUCCUUCCAUUGAGCCCGACUACGAAUGUCUGGUCGAAGUUCAACUUCCUUAUGCCGAGGAUGUACGGUCAUAUCGGUUCCCGCCCUUGGACAAGGUGGUAACAAUCUCCGGCAAGGUGGUUACUGAACACCGCAAUCUCCCAAGUGACAGCUUGCAGGACUCAAUGAAUAAAUACGUUGACAGCAUGGAGCUGGAAUACAAGGACGAGGACGGAGAGCUCGUUUCUGGGCUUCCAAUUGAGGAGUCUUUCUCUCCACUGCUGCACCGGAUCGAGUCAGCCGUGCGUUACCGCGCCGUUUAUCCCAACGAACCAGUUCUCGAGCCAUCAGAACGACUCACAAAAUUCGCCCAUCCCUCAGCGGAGGUAGUCAAAAAAGCUCAGCAACACUUGGAUGCACUGAUCUCCACAGCCGAGGUCAAGAAAGUCCCCCCAAAGGCCAAAGGCCGCAAACGCCAACGCGAACCCGAAAAACCACUCUCAGGUCUGGACGUCGACGCCCUCCUCACCCAAGAACCCAAGCGCGCCAAGAUCUCCGCCGAAAACGCCAUCCCCGAAUUCAAGCAGAUGCUCUCGCACGCCGAGAGCGUCGACACGAUCCACGACGCCGUGCAGCAGAUGGCGGGGAUUGUCGAGUCGCAGAUCCGGCAUAGUCUCGGCGACGCCAACUACGACCGCGUCAUUGAGGCGCUGGGCACGAUACGCGAGGAGCUCGUUGAUUAUGAGGAGCCUGCGUCGUAUAAUGAUUUGCUGCGGCGCUUGAAAGAUAAGAUCUUGCGUGAGGAGUUCGGCGGCGAUCGGCGCGAGUUGUGGUGGCUUGUGCGGAAAAAUCGGCUCGGUCUUAUUGAUCGGGGGGUGUCGGAGCAGUCUGAGGUUCCGGAGGAUGAAGCGAAAGAG